Molecule: messenger RNA, 1361 nt
Organism: Rhinichthys klamathensis goyatoka
Lineage: Eukaryota; Metazoa; Chordata; Actinopteri; Cypriniformes; Leuciscidae
Gene: tmem169b
Product: transmembrane protein 169b
Exons: 3
Coding region: 328-1191 (287 amino acids)
Source: RefSeq, a predicted model, not a curated record
AUAGGAGCUUGUGAAGGUAAAUGGAGAUGCCUACAACACACACACACACACACACACAAAUGAAAUGAUGAAACUCUUUAAUGAAUCAAUCUUCCAGCUUCUGAAGUUCACCUCUUCUGCUGCCGAUCCCAUGUCAAAGUCGCAGCCCAGCUUCGAGAACGCAGGUGUGUUUGGACCCGACAUCAUGGUGAACACAAAAGCGGGCGACUUGGUGUCUGAGAUCUCCUGUCCUCCAGGCUUAUCAUGUGUGAAUGGAGUAAAUAGCCUUUUCCUAGUCUCUCUGAAGUUGUAGCUCUUCUCAAAGCUUGCGAGACAGUGAACCGGAGCAUGGAGCCGGUGGAGCAGCUGGAGUCGGGUCGAUCUGAGGUCUCGGAUGGGCCGAUGGAUGUAGGAAUCAGCGGAACCAGCACUCGACGGAAGAGGAGAAAGCGGGAACACCGGCCGGAGUCCAUCAUCGUCUACCGCUCGGAUCCAGAGAGAGCCGCUGGUGAAGAAGAGCAUGGGGCAGAUAGUGAAGCUGGAGGGGGGAACUCUGAAGAAGGGGCUACAUUUCUCAACAACCCCAGCAGUGAAGGUUGGGCUGUGCCUCCAGAUAGUCGCUACGUGACGCUCACAGGGACCAUCACGCGUGGAAAGAAGAAAGGUCAGAUGGUGGACAUUCACGUGACGCUCACAGAGAGAGAGUUGCGUGAGAUGGCGAGGUCAAAGGAGCGGCUGGAUGCCGAAUGCGACGCUCGAGAGGGAUCGAGUCGCUCGUGUGGAUUCGGCGUUUCUCAGGGUCCUCACGUCGUCUUGUGGAGCCUCUCCUGUGCUCCCGUAGUCUUCGUCCUGUCCUUCAUCACCUCGUUCUACUAUGGGACUCUCACGUGGUACAAUAUUUUCCUGGUGUACAACGAGGAACGGACGUUCUGCCACAAAAUCACGGUGUGCCCCUUCCUCAUCAUCUUCUAUCCGGUGCUCAUCGUGGCUCUCUCGCUGUCGCUGGCUCUUUACUCGGCCGUGGCGCAGGUGUCCUGGGCUUUCAGCGAGUGGUGGACGUCCGUCAGGGAUUUAGAGAAGGGUUUCUGCGGGUGGGCUUGUGGGAAGCUCGGUUUGGAGGACUGUUCACCCUACAGCAUAGUCGAGCUGCUGGACUCGGACACGAUCUCUGGGAGUCUGCAGGGAAAGUCGCUGGAAACAUCCUCGGUGUGAAUAGAUUUUCUCAGCUGGUUAUCGGUCCUGUUUAUUGACACUUGGCGAGUGUUAUGGCCACCUGGUAUUACGAUGCGUUUUGGUCGAUCGGAUCACAAGUAGACAGUUGUAAAUGGGGUCUAAAACGUUUUGAGCUUGUCCACUUUUGACCACUUCCAGAUGUUGUUAAA